Scleropages formosus (Asian bonytongue) is the source of this 470-nucleotide messenger RNA. It is a transcript of the gene gal, whose product is annotated as galanin/GMAP prepropeptide. Bases 1 to 429 code for a protein of 142 amino acids. Gene Ontology annotation, biological process: neuropeptide signaling pathway. Gene Ontology annotation, cellular component: extracellular region; secretory granule. The transcript has 6 exons. NCBI's taxonomy places the organism in Eukaryota, Metazoa, Chordata, Actinopteri, Osteoglossiformes, Osteoglossidae. The record is from RefSeq and is a predicted model, not a curated record. Gene Ontology annotation, molecular function: neuropeptide hormone activity; galanin receptor binding.
AUGCAGAAGUCCAUCGGAGUUCUGUGCGUUUUCCUGCUGCUCUGCGCAGCGCUUUCCGAGACCAUCGGGCUCGUCAUCGCGGCCAAAGAGAAAAGAGGCUGGACCCUGAACAGUGCUGGAUACCUCCUGGGUCCUCGUCGUAUUGAGCACCUAAUACAGAUUAAGGAUACUCCCAGUGCAAGGGGGAGAGAAGAGCUGCUUGGAGAAUAUGCCAUUGACAGUCACAGAACCCUCAGUGACAAGCAAGGCUUCGGAGGCAAACGGGACCUCCCCAUGGAGGAAGACUUCAAAUCAGGUCCUCUGAGAAUAGCGGAUGAAAACGUGAUACACACCAUCAUCGACUUCUUGUCAUACCUGAAGCUUAAAGAAAUGGGUGCUUUGGACAAUCUGUCCUCGUCGCUCACAUCAGAUGAGACCGCUCAACCCUAGCCUGAUAUGAAUGUGUACAUAGCUACUCCGAACCCUGGACA